Eriocheir sinensis (Chinese mitten crab) is the source of this 6095-nucleotide messenger RNA. RefSeq names its product peroxisomal membrane protein PEX13-like (gene Pex13). Gene Ontology annotation, cellular component: peroxisomal membrane; peroxisome; peroxisomal importomer complex. Gene Ontology annotation, biological process: protein import into peroxisome matrix, docking. Lineage: Eukaryota; Metazoa; Arthropoda; Malacostraca; Decapoda; Varunidae. The transcript has 7 exons. Gene Ontology annotation, molecular function: protein binding. The record is from RefSeq and is a predicted model, not a curated record. The coding region runs from base 137 to 1996 and encodes 619 amino acids.
UCGUACAUCUGGGAGCGCGAGUGCCAGGGCCAAGGGUGGAGGGCAGGGACAGGGUACACAGACGCAUAAGAGUGCCAGGGCCGAGAGUGCCAGAGUGCUUGCUGUCUUUUAUGCUUCCCCGACGAGGCCCGAGGUGAUGACGGCGCCGCCCAAGCCCUGGGAGAGGCUGGGGGACGUGAACCACCGCCAGGCCACCUACCAGCCCGACCUGACCCCCUCGUUCAUGCCCUCCUCCCCACACAUGAUGCCCGGGCCAGGUGGGGGAAGCAGCAUGCCCGGUGCCUCAGUGCGUCCCCCCCUGCCCCCCCGACCCGCCACCACUGCUCCCUACAGCACCUAUCCUCGCCCAACCUAUGGCGGCUAUGGCAACAUGGGGAUGGGGAUGGGGAUGUAUGGGGGCACCUACAGAGGGUUUGGCCAGUACGGGAUGAGCGGGCUGCCUGAUGUCAAUGACGAAAAUGGGUUCAUUCAGCUUGCAGAGAACAGUUCACGGCAGGCCUUCCAGAGCAUAGAGAGUAUUGUUCACGCUUUUGGCUCAGUUAGUAUGAUGCUGGAGUCCACGUACCAUGCUGUUUAUAGUUCAUUCCGUGCCGUGCUUGGCGUGGCAGACCAUUUCAACAGAAUGAAAUCACAUUUUGCUCAAAUAUUUUCUGCACUUGCUGUUGUUCGGACCCUGCGAUGGUUGUACAACAAACUGUUGUUUUUAAUUGGUUUGAGAUCUCAGGACCCCAGCUUGGAGGCAGUGUGGCGCAAUGCUAAUGCCAGUCUUCCAAAUGCGUCACAAAUCACUGAGGCCGACAUCAAAGCCUCCAAGUCAUCGUGGCCAAUCGUGCUGUUUCUUGGUGUUGUGUUUGGUGGCCCAUACCUCAUCUGGCGGCUGCUGUCCUCCCUGGUCCCUUCAAAGGCCAAGUCCAGUGCCUGGAUGACAGGGCAAGAGGAGCACUUUGCAGCAGUGGGCCAGUACCCUUUCCAGGCAAGGAUGAAGAAUGAGCUGUCUUUUGCUGCUGGGCAGCCCCUUAUUUUGGCACCUAAAGACCAACAGCCUAGUUACCAGGGGUGGUUGUUGGCCUCCAAUGGCAGCAAUGUGGGACUGGUGCCUGGAAAUUACAUCAAGAUCCUUGGCCUGCGAUCUCCUCAGCCUCAGCAGGAAAGCAACCUCCAGAAACAAGGUAACCAGUUGGUGGCUGCCGGAAUCCCCAGCAUCCCAUUCCCUCACCAAGGGCAACGCCCAGCCAUGGCUUCACAUAGUGGCACCACUGGGAGGAACUAUGGCACUCAGCCAGGCAUACCAUACACCCAGCAUAGGCUGCCUCCACCAACCCAGACAGGAGUGCCGCUAAGAACUUGGCAGGGACAGGGAGCACCAGUCAACACACAACAGGGGCAGAGAAUACCACAACCUUUACAGCAUGGACAGGGGCCUCCAGUAACCAUGCAUCAUGGAGAGGAACCCAGACUAACCAUGCAGCAAGGAGAGGGACCCCCACUUACCACACACCAGGGUCAAGGGGCACCAUCAAGCACACAGCAGGGGCAGGGAGCACCAAUAGUCACACAGCAGGGACAAGGGACAACACUAAGUACACAGCAGGGACAAAGGGCACCACCUAACUUACAGGAGGAUCAGGGAGCACCAUUAAGUACACAGCAGGGACGAGGGACAACAUUGAGUACACAGCAGAGACAGGCAUCACACAUACUUACACAGCAGGGACAGGGGACAACACUAAGUACACAGCAGGCACAAGAGCCACCACCACUCACACAGGGGCCAACACCGGAGAGUUCACAAAGCCCACCCCCAGCACCCCAACAGAGCAGACUUGCAGACACCCCACUACCUCCACAGUACACACCACUCAUCCCAUCUGGGGGUGAGGGUGCAGACUCCACACUGAAAACAAGUCAAUCCAGGGGUGAAGAAUUUCAUUCAGAUUAUUUUGAUGAUGAAGAUUUAGAUAUAGAGAAGGAAGAAGAUAAUGCAGAGAAGGAAUAGCCUCUCUAGCUGCAUUAAUUUUCCUUUUAAGAAUAUCUUGGUGCUCUUAUAGCUUAUUCCGUAUAAUGGAAUGAAUAGUUAUCAUGUCAUACUCUUAAAUAAUCCACCAAUUAUAAGAAUGUUCAAUUACUCAGUGCAAAGAUCCAAAUACUUUUAUGUCGUGGUGUGUGUGUGUGUGUGUGUGUGUGUGUGUGUAUGUGUGUGCAGCUUUUUAUUUGAUGCCCUCCCUUUAAGGUUUGGGCACAGGAAAACAAUUCCCUUCCUUGCUUUUUCUAUACACACAACCUUUUCCUAUCAUGACUCAUUAAUUUCUUCGGCCUUAUGAAUAUGGAGUACUUCACAUCUGAGUGGCUGUGUUUGGCCAUUGGAAACUCUAGUCUGUAGUAGGACAUCUUAGCCCUCAUUUUUUAGUGUUGUGAACAUGACCUUCAGCUGACAUUAGGUGACUGAUUUGUCUUUCCACGUUGUAAAUGAACUUGGCUAUAAUAAUCUUUACCAGGGAUGAGAACAUUAAUGUGAUGCUAAAAUGUUUGAUAUAUUCAGCAUUUUUGUGGCUUAAAUAAAAUGAGAGCAUUCUUUAACACAUCACAAACUGCUUCAUGUUGAAGCCAAUUUAUACUAUGUUUUGUUCUAUGUGGCCAGUAAUGGAACUCUGGCGUUAUAACUUUUUAUUUUCGCUCUUUAAAACAGUAGGAAAAAGGACGAUGGGAUUGGAGAAGUGUUCCUUGCACCUAGUAUUAUGCAUCAUCAAAAUAGUGCAUACAAUAUUAGGAUGUCACCACAUACGGCCAUCAAGGUCACUCCAGCUGUAAAAAUAUAAUAAAAUAAAAAUGAAACUGUAUUUACCAUCUUGACAGGUAAAUGGUAACUCUGCUGGUAGUCAGUGAUAAAGUGUAGUGCACCUGUGUUCAUGUGAGGGAAUGUACCCAGCUUCACCAUCCACAGUUGGGUAAUGCCAGUGGGUAUAAGCAAGCAGUUUGCCUGUUGACAGGCUUACUGGUUGUGCCCCCAGGCAAAUGAGUAAAAUGCCUGUGCUGGUGGGUGAUGUUUCACCAGGCACUGCUUGGUAGUAUGUUGCUGCCAGACACAAGUUGACACCUUUAUUUUCAUUUUGUACCUUUUCUUUUUCAUACAUAGUAAUAAUGGUAAUGCUACACAGUGCUAGCUUCUUGCAGUCCUUCCUGGUACACAUAAUUGUACUGCACACGGCCUUAUCAAGAGAAACCACCCUGUCUGGCUGUCCAGCUUUGACUGGGCCUGACACUGCCCUGUGGAGGAGAAUACAACUGUGCCUGUGGACUUUGCAUGGUGUAGGCCAAACCCCACCAGGAAGUGUCUGGUUGUGCGGACGGGGCUUCAGAUGAACUCUCACAAGCUUUCCAAGAUAAAUGUGGAAAAAAAAGUUACACUAGCAAGAGGAGGAAAAGUGCACAAAAUAGUUUUCUGAAAAACUCAGGACUUGAGUUCUCCAAAUGACAUGAUAGAAAUGCCAAAAAUAAGGUGGCUCAUUAAAGCUGUCUUUGAGACAUAGGGGGGUGAUGAAGUAGGAUUAGGAAAUGGAAAGUGGUGAUGUUUUUGAGAAUGAAGUGAACAUUAACCCUUAGGUCCCUUUCACACAAGUGGUUUCUGCCACUGCAGUGCGUGCCAGAUGGUUUAGCUUUACAUUGACUCCUAUGGGUGCGUUCACACGAAGCCGGAGUGGCAGGACUGCUGCUCCGCCAGCCGCACCCUGGCGACUGCCAGCAAGACCGCAGCGGCAGAAAUGCCGCACAUCAGUUUCGGUGACCAUGUGUUGCUAUGUGCGCGUUCACACAUGCGGUGUUUGCCGCAUGCGGCGAGGGAUAGUUGUCUGUGAACACUGGGAGGAAAGGCACGCUCCGGCGAGCGGCAGCCGCAUGGCACCUGGACAUCUACUGUCAAGUGCAGUGUCUGCUGCAUCCGCUUCGGUAUCUCCUUCAGUCAUAUUUGUAAUCCUCUCUUGAGGGAUCCCACAAACAAGGCCGUCUUUCAAUCUCGGAGAUCAGCAGCUCCGUGUCAUGAUAAUUUUUAAUUAGCCAUAACCCUGAAAUUUAUAUGCAGAUGUUUGUUGUACAGAGGUAUACAGAAUUAAUAUGUAAGACAUUUACAUUUUCAAUAUCCAUUAAUUGAAAGUUCAUAAGAUGGAAAAUAUAGUGCAUACCAGCUUUUCCAAUGAUGCAGACAAAGUGGUCACGUGCCCUUCCUCCCAGUGUUCACAGACAACUAUCCCUCGCCGCACGCGGCAAACACCGCAUGUGUGAACGCGCCCAUAGCAACACAUGACCACCGAAACCGCUGUGCGGCAUUUCUGCCACUGCGGUCUUGCUGGCAGUCCGGCAGGGUGCAGCUGCCGGAGCAGCAGUACUGUCGCUCCAGCUUCACGUGAACGCACCCAUAAGAGUCAAUGUAAAGCUAAACCAUCCAGCACGUGCCACAGCGGCAGAAACCACUCGUGUGAAAGGGGCCUUAGACAGCAGCAGUACUUGAAGAGUAGCUCCUCCAAAAAUUAAUCAUCUAUAUAUAGUCACUGCCGACCUUAGGACCGUAGCAUAAAUAUAUUCACGCUGCAUAAUGUAUGUUUUAACUAUCAUCUAUAUAUAGUCUACCACAAUCUGGAGGUGGUUAUAUUUCUGCCAUACAAAACUGAAGGUUUAUGAUUGUAUUUUAGUCAUAUUUUUAAAAGGUAAAGAUGGAGUCACACCGAUAGACAAAGCUGUGUCCAGGACUUGUGACCUGGCUCUUGAAUGUGUUGUAGUUCUUUAUAAGUGAUGUUCCUCAAUGAACAGAACAUUAUUGUGUCUACAAACUCCAAAUAUGAAAUUGAAAUAUGAUAAUUAGGUUAGACACAAAAAAUACUUUGUAGUUGGGAGCAGACUGAGACAUUGCUUUGAGUGUAUGUGACUGAUUCUCAUAACCACGUGCACAAAAAUGUUGCCAAUUAUCAUUUUUCAGGGUCUACAGUAUUCAAACAUUACCGACUAUAUUAUAGUCUCUGCUUGGAAAAACAGGGAGUUCUUGUUCGAGAACUGUCUAAAUAUAGUAACGCCACAACUUUUGACUGAAUUUAAGACCGUUUAUAUAUAGCUCCACCACCGUCUAGGGGUUAAAGGAAAAUAUAGAGUCAAGUCUUGUUUUUCAUGCAGUUCAUAGUCAGGCUGGGGUGGUUUCUCAUUUUCUAGUAGAGUGAUAUGACUUAUUUGAUGAGUAAAAAGAUGGUUCUAGUGCUCAGAAUUUGUUUUUAAAGAUGGUUGGCCAGCAGGUCUCAUGUGUAGAAAGGUACAUACAGUUGAUAAAAAUCUGAGUGGAAUAGUGGAAGCUUGAUCAGCCUGAUAAAAUUGCAAAGUGAAUUGGAGAAUCCCUAGCCUGCACUGCUUGGAACCCAGCAGUACUAAACUUAUCUUUCUGACAGACAAAAGAGCCAUUCUUGAAUUUCACAGAUAUAGGGUGUUGAGAGUGAGAAUAAGGCAAAGGUUGAGGAACGGAAGUGUAGCAUGAGUUGCGGAAAAAAGGAGAUUGCAAAUAGCUCUGCUGUGAGAACACUGGCAAUGGGAGAGUGUAAACAAGUAUGAGUUGUCAGUGAAAAGGACUGCUAAUCCUGUACCUAUAUGAUUUGGAUCCAUCUGUGUAGUAGCAGAAGAGUGGGUGGCAUAGUGUUCUAGGAUGCAGAGAUGAGAGAUAAGCAGGGGAGUGUAAGAUUCAUAGCAAGGUAGAAUUGGUGGAUGUGUGAGGAUGGGGUAUUAGCCACACUGGAUACAGGCAGGGAUGAGACACAAUUUUUUAGGUCAUGGGGAUAAUAGAAUACAAUGGGAGGGAUUGCAUCUGUGUUAAGGAAGCUGUGAGUGAGCAUGGUUGUGAUGAAAAUUAAGUGAGAUUAGCUGAAGAUAGACUGUGUUUGUUGAAGGGAAGUUAUGGUAAUUUUUACACAUAUCAAGAAAUGCGGGCUCACUCUCAAAACAGGAAGUAGCAAAAGCGUUAUAGUCUUUCUACAGGAGUUAAUCUGGUAAGGCUUUGGAACCAACAGAGCCAAUAAAUCAGUGGUUUACCUGUACUUGAUAUGCCAAUAAAAUAGAGGAGAAAAUCA